Molecule: messenger RNA, 1425 nt
Organism: Cyclocybe aegerita
Lineage: Eukaryota; Fungi; Basidiomycota; Agaricomycetes; Agaricales; Hemipholiotaceae
Source: the annotation of a GenBank genome assembly
AUGUCAGGAUUUCAGACCACCAUAACCAUCCCAAACUUCAAAGGGGACGUCAUAACCUCCGUCCACCCCGAAUACCCGAAGGCCAUCUCUCGUUGGGCUGCAAACGCGGCGCGCAAGGCCAAGGUCGUCACAUUCGUCCAAGACGCUCAAGAUGUCAUUCAGGCCUUGCAGUACGCCAAAGUGAACGGCUUCCCGAUCGCCGUGCGUGGUGGAGGGCACAACCCCUAUGGCGCGUCGUCUGUCGAAGGCGGGUUGGUAAUCGACCUCUCGCGUCAUAUGAACAAAGUCCGAGUGGAUCCAGCGAAGAAACUUGCGUAUGUCGGUGGAGGUGCAGUAUGGGAAACCGUGGACAAGGAGUCGAUCAAACAUGGACUGGCCACCGUCGCGGGUACCGUCAAUCAUACUGGAGUUGGAGGACUUGCACUCGGAGGUGGCUACGGCUGGCUGAGCUCCACACACGGGCUCGUCAUUGACAAUAUCGUCCAGGCAACCCUCGUCACCGCCUCGGGCUCGGUCCUCACCGUAAACAACGCCGAGAACGCCGACCUCUACUUCGCCAUCCGCGGCGGCGGUGGCAACUUCGGCGUUGUUACCGAGUUCGUGCUACAGCUCCAUCCGCAACGCACUACUGUGUAUGCUGGGCCCAUCGUCUAUUCCGCUUCCCAGCUCGUCAUGGAGGACUUAGCCAGGGCCACGGAGGAGUGGCGGCAGAAGACGGCGGAGAAGGAGUGCAUGAUGCAACUGGCUACUGUGGCGCCAGAUGGGAAGCCUAUCAUUGUCGUGUUCCCGUUCUACAACGGCACCGAGGCGGCGGGCCGGGACAGCUUCAAAAAGCUACUUGACGUCGGCCCCAUUUCUGACACAUCGAAGGAAACACCUUAUGAAGAGAUCAACACCUUCCUCAACCCGAUGGUUACCCCAGGAAAGGGUGGGUACAUGAAGGGAGUCGCCAUCAGACACCUCCACACGCCCUCCAUGCUGAAGGCCCACGAGCGCCUCGUUGAAGUUAUGAACAAUUCACCAUUCAAAAUAGGAGGCAUCCUGUACGAGUUCUUCGGAAAGAAGGCCAAGAAGGCCACUCCAGAGGAGACCGCGUUCCGAAGGGAGCGGGCCGUGGACAACAUGCUCAUCCUUUUAACUUGGGAUCACGAUGAUUCCACCGCGAAUAUGGAGGAGGACGCUCGCAGGGUAGCUGCUGAGUUGGGGGCGAUGGUCAUGCAGAACCAACUGGGCUUGACUCCUGUGGAGGCUUUGGGAUACGGCAACUACGACCCUGAUGCCGUAGACAUUGACCCCAAGGGUGCCGAUAAAGCUCGAAUGAUGUUUGGCUCGAAUUACCCUCGACUUCAAGAGCUAAAGCGGCGCUACGAUCCUGAUGGGGUCUUCAACCAAUGGUUCCCAAUCACUCCCGCUUCCGGCGUAUAA